This is a messenger RNA of Mya arenaria, 3088 nucleotides long. Its product is annotated as E3 ubiquitin-protein ligase RNF139-like. The record is from RefSeq and is a predicted model, not a curated record. Lineage: Eukaryota; Metazoa; Mollusca; Bivalvia; Myida; Myidae. The transcript has 2 exons. The coding region runs from base 115 to 2082 and encodes 655 amino acids.
GCGCAGCCAAUGUUUUGGUUUUACAUACGGAGUUUUGGUAAUAUUUAGUUUCGUUUUUGAAUCCAAGCUUAACUUGGCCUGAAUUAUACAAAAAGCGUUUCAGCAAAAGAAAAAAUGGCAAAGACAAUAAGGACAUUUUGUGAUGUUUUAAAUGCGAAAAGUAAAGAUGUUGACAGUAAACUGUCAGAAUACGGCUCAUAUGUGGACGACUGGUACGAUGGUUUAACAGGAAGGAAGAAAUACAUACUGGAAGUGACCCUGAGGUUUCCACUGGUUGUGAUUAUGUAUCUCUGGAUGACUUGCCUUGCUCCUUACUACAACAACUGGCUUCUAGAUGCACCUUUCCUCGUCGUUAGAUAUACAGGACUCUUGUUUAUCUUGGUGAGGUUUAUAUCCAGUUUCGAGAACCUCUUACCGUUCUACGUGGCAACGUUUUUAGUUUCUGUAUCUUCCGUUGUUUCCCAAUACGUGUACUGGAUUUCCCGAAGUGCAGCUGAGGAAGUGUGUUUUCAAGAUGCACUUGGACCUUGCUGGAGCGCCGGAGAUCCGCUAUGGACCCCUACCAUUUUUGCAAUCGUUCUGCGGAUAUUGUGUAUGUUCCAUUUAUUGUACUAUUCCGUUGAUGCAGUCUUAAUGGUUGUUUCUUUGGUUUCGAGUCUAAUAACCCUGCUCAUGUGUUCGACAUCCUGGUAUAUUGUAGCUGAAGUAGACUACCUGGCUAACGGUUUCUUCUUGAUCCUCUCACUUUUAAUGAUAUAUGUGCGGUGCGAAGAAAAUGACGAAUCGAGUGUUAACAAAAAACUAACAAAAUUACGUGGUCAGUUAGCAAGAGAAGAAGACAGUGGAAGAAGAACACAUGUUGAUGAUCUUUUGAAAUAUUAUGAGAUGAAAAAGCAAAGAAUUGAUGCCGAUGACUGGAAAGUUAAAAUGACAAAGGAUGUUAUCGAUCUAAUAACCGCAAUAUUUGCUAUUUUUAGCAUGAUGAUCAUCCUCUUGAACCUAUCUACACGGCUUUGGACUUUGCUUCAUUAUUCUGACAAUAUUUAUUUAGAGUUGAAUCAUUUGAUUGAUUCCAUUUUCCCUUCUGUGUCAGAGAGUUGCAACAAUUGUAUAACGUUUGUUGGAUUGACCUUUGUGUUUGGAAAAAUGUCUUAUAUAUUAAUAUAUGCCAUCAACAAAUUCCUAAACGUGGCUCAACCUAACUUUGAUAACUUGAAGUAUCUAGUAGAAAUUUUCUUCGUUAGCGCUUGCGUCGAGGGAGGUAUCAUCUAUGCUGAUAUAAAAACAAGGGAAAGAAAUUUAGAGGGUGUUUUGUUGAUGACGAUGUUUCAAAUUUUCUUGCAUACGCUUGGCACAGUAGAAAAUGAAAUUCUUGCCCUCGCAAACGAGGGAGGAAGAACACCACCCAUGCGCCUGAUGAAACUUGGAUUGGUCUUAGCAGCCAUAACAGUCGUUCCGACAUAUUUUGUCAUCACACAUGCUUCACCUGCUUUACAUGUCAAUGUUUGGAAUCUGAUCAAUCUCGCCGGAAAUCUGACCUUAUUAGUAAGGGUAUUUUACAUCCUUGUAGAAUGUUUCUUGCUUUGGAUUUCAUGGCAUUUAACUCAGUUAAACGACAAUAUAAAACGCGCUUUAAAUUGCGUCCGGGUGAUAAAAGGGUUUUCAAUUUUGACGACGACUCUAUUGAUGGCAUACUAUCGCUUGAUGGCCCCUUUUUUGGUGGCAUUUUUCUGGUUGCGCGUAGUUUCAAAUAUCAUUUUGGUAGUAUUCGUUAUCGUUCGCGUCAUUUACAUUGAAUGGGCAAAGUAUAAGAUCAGAAACGAGCUCCUGGACUUUAUAAGUGGACUUCCAAACGCAUCACAAAAAGAAGAAAACACAGAAUGUUCUGUAUGUUACAUUGAAAUGGAUGCUGGGAAGAAACUUCCUUGUGGGCACAUGUUUCAUCAUGAUUGCCUCAAGAGAUGGUUUCAUGUGCGAAAUAUGUGUCCAUACUGUAACACUGUCGUGAACAUUCCCCGACGAAUCCUCACACCCGAGGGACUUGUAACCGUCAACCAGAACCAAGCAGGUAUAGAACAAUAAAGGCAACAACAGCUUUUACAACUGCAACAACAGCAAGUGCAACGGAGGCCAAAUGAAGCGCUUCGACAAAAAACAUCCCUUUGAACAUUAACAUUUUUCUAAAACAAAAAAACAGGAAUACACAAAAAAACUAACUUCCAGUGAAUAGGAUUAAGAACUGAUGUGAGUUAUCUUAAAUAUAAUAUUAUAAUAAUGACUUUUGAAAAUUCAUUUAAACUCACAUGUCCAAGAACGGUAAUUGUGUUAUAUUUGACACAAGUUGUAUUUUUAGACCAUUUUUACAUUUCUUUUUUUGUGAAUAUAUAUCUAAAACUAUAUCGUAUCAAUGUUAAAAUAUGAAUAUCUAUCCUCAUGAAACACUUUUUGCUAGUUGUUUGUUUAUUUCUAUGAAAUAACUCCUCUUAUGUUACACAUUUAACUGACAAAAAGUAUCCUAAAAUAAAUAACGUGGCACUUUCGUCUUAGAAUUAAUGACUUGACAUAUUAUAAGAUGUUUCUUAUAUAAAUGCUUGAUAUGAUAUGUGAUUGAAUAUCCAUUGUAAUGUACAUAGUCUUAUUUGAGCUGUUGUAAUUAAAUACGUAUCGUUACUUUAAACUUGUAGUAUUUGUAAGAUUUGAUUGAGUCUCUAAUGUUGAUUGAUUACUUCAUUUGUUUUAAAAGCCGGUGAGAACAAUAAUUAACAAACCUCCCACAAUAAACUAUUUCGCAACUGUGGCACAUAAAUCACUUAAAUUACGCAUUUCUAAUGUUCUGUUUGGUCUGAGACUUAGAGAACAGCUUUUGUAGUCCUCUUAGUGGAAUCUUUCUAUUACAAUUUUAAUAUGUAUUCCAAGACUGUUUUCCAUUUGAGUGAUGUUUUAUGUUCUUUUAAAUAUCGUAUGUGAGGUAUUGACUAUUAAAUGUGCAUGUAUACAUCUCCGCUAUGUACAAGUAUGCUCCUGGUAUGUUGUCACCACAUAUUACACUUGUAUUUGAAAUACUUCGAAUUAUACACUCUGAAAUAAA